Molecule: messenger RNA, 1711 nt
Organism: Callorhinchus milii (elephant shark)
Lineage: Eukaryota; Metazoa; Chordata; Chondrichthyes; Chimaeriformes; Callorhinchidae
Gene: zte38
Product: zebrafish testis-expressed 38
Exons: 15
Coding region: 321-1547 (408 amino acids)
Source: RefSeq, a predicted model, not a curated record
CCCACGUACGUGCCUCGAUAAACCGAAAGCGCAUUUCGUUUGCAGAGCCGAUCGGUCGUGUUCCGGCAGCCGAACACCGAACUCACUCCAUUACGGACGAGACGCAAAGUACUGGCAGGUGCCGGAAAUCUGUAAAACAGGAACGUCGCGUCCGUGGGGCAAAGGGUCGUGGACCCGAAACCUUGACCCACUUUCCCUUCUCCGCAGCUGCUGUCUGACCCGCUGGAGGCGUUCCCGGCCGCUUCUGUUUGUGUUCCGCGUUAAUCCCCAUUGUUUCACUCGGACGACAACCUGACAACAGGAAAAAGAAAUCAGUUUCAAUGGCAACAUCACAGCAAAUGCGGAUUGCCGCUAAACAAAUAUCUGGGUGGAACGCAAUAUUUCCCAAUGAAGUAGUAACAAGACACCAGUCCCUUAUUUUCAUUAAGAGAAUGAUGGCCGUAGGUGUGUCCUGUAUUACUUAUCUGCGUGGGAUAUUUCCAGAAGACGCUUAUAAAUCACGAUACUUAGAUGGCAUGUGUGUAAAGAUUUUACGUGAAGACAGUCGUUUUCCUGGAGCAUCCAAAGUAGUAAAAUGGUUAUUGGGAUGCUUUGAUGCUUUGGAUAAAAAAUAUCUGCGAUCAAUUAUUCUGGGAGUUCAUAAAGAUCCUGAAGACCCAAAUAGCAUGAUUGAAUCUUACCAGUUUAAAUUUAAGUACACCACGGAUGGACCAAAAUUGGAUAUCUUAAGCAUAAGUAAGAAUAUUGAAACAGACAUGACUACACAAGACACCAAGAAGGCUUCCAUUCUGCUCAUCCGUAAACUGUUUGUCCUGAUGCAGAGCCUCGAAACACUUCCCAGUGAUGUGUCUCUGACAAUGAAGCUUUUCUAUUACGAUGAGGUGACACCUCCUGAUUACCAGCCCCCAGGGUUUAAGGCUGGUGAGUGUGACUCUAUGUGGUUUGAGGGGACCCCUGCACACUUUAAAAUUGGUGAUGUACCAACUCCUUAUUAUAAGAUGAAGGUACGAAUCACAACACAGAAGGAAGCAACAGAACAACUGGAGAAAGAAAAUUUUCUGACUGAGGAAUUUACAUCUUCACAGCAAGAAGUGAGGCAAGACAAAUCCAUCUUAAGUGACAAUAAUAUUGUGAAGGAAGGUGAUCUAGUCUCCCCAAAUAAUACAGACCCGAGAAAAAAACAAAUGUUCAGUGCUUCAGAGAAAAAGAUUGAGCAGCUGGUAGCAAACACAGCAGAACUGGAUGUGUCAGGCACAAGAACAAGACGUAGGAAAGUGGCAACCAAUAGUGUGCGUAAGGGUACGUCCCCCCAGACUGAUGAAGAGAAAUAUCCGGAAUAUGAGAAGUACAGCAUAGCGGAGGUUGUAAAAGCUUCUCGAGCCAAAAAGACAAUUUCUCAAGUCAAUCGUCCAGCAAGUGAUUCCUUUGUGAAUCAAGAGAAGACUACAAAAAGGAGAAAGAAAUNAAAAAAUAUUCUUACAAGUAUUCUGAUAUUGGACAAUAACUUAUUGUUAUUUAUGAAAAUGUUAUGGUUAUUCUUUUAUUAAUGGAUUUAAAAUGUCUGCCCAUUAAAUACUAUGUUGUUAUUCUUGUUUCAAAUGUUGGUAGUUUGGUUAUACCUGUAAACAUGUAUGAGAUACAUCGGGGGAAAUUUAUGUAAAAUAAAAUACUGCAGUGCACGUGAAAUGUCACAUGUCGUUGUCACAAAACA